AUGUCAAUAGAAGAUGAAGAAAAGACCGCUUUCAUCACCGAUGAGGGAACAUUCUGCUAUACUAAAAUGCCCUUCGGUCUCAAAAACGCGGGGGUGACAUACCAAAGGUUUAUGAACACCUUAUUCAGGGAGCAAAGGGGAAGGAAUCUAGAGGUGUAUGUUGACGACAUUGUCAUCAAGAGCCUGACGGAGGCAGCCAUGAUAGACGACAUAGCCGAGACUCUCAACACAAUGCAAGAUGUAAACAUGAAACUGAACCCCGGGAAAUGCCAUUUCGGGGUAGAGGAAGGAAAUUUCCUGGGGGUGGUGGUAACUAAAGGAGGGAUAAGGGCAAACCCAGAAAAAACCCAGGCUGUGGCCGAAAUGCGAUCCCCCAGGUCCUUGAGGGACAUCCAGCAACUAAAUGGAAGGUUGAUUACGCUAAAUCGUUUCUUAUCAAAAGUGGCUGACAAAACCCUCCCUUUUAUGAAGGUGUUAAAGGACUGCAUCCAGACGAACAAAUUCAACUGGACCACCGAGGCUGAAACCGCCUUUCAAGAAAUGAAGGCUUACAUCUGCAAGCUCCCAACGUUGGCCACCCCGGUGCCCGGGGACCCGUUGCUCCUUUACCUAUCUGCCUCUAAAACGACCAUAAGCGCAGUCAUGAUGGUGGAACGGGAGGGGAAGCAGAUCCCCAUAUAUUUCAUCAGUAGAACACUAAAGGGGCCUGAGGAACGGUACAUGCCACUGGAGAAACUUGCAUUAGCCCUGGUCUUUGCCUCUCGGAGGCUCAGAAGAUACUUCCAAGGGCAUAAGGUCACGUUAGUCACUGAUCAACCUCUCCAGAAAAUACUGGCCGACUUCCUAGCAGAGGUACCCGAAGACGAAGAGAGGGAACUACAAAAGUGGGAAACUCUGGAGGAGGAAGAAAGAAGGAGGGGGGACGAAGCCGUUUGGAAAUUGUUCACUGAUGGAGCAUCCAGUGAAGAAGGGAAUGGUGCAGCCAUCACGUUGACAAGCCCCGAGGGGGUUGAGCUGACAUAUGCUAUAAGGCUAGAUUUCGAGAACACCAACAACACCGCCGAAUACGAAGCCCUUCUAGCAGGGAUGAGAUUGGCACAGAAGAUGAAAGCAAAACACGUGGAGGCCAGCACCAACUCUCAGUUGGUAGUGAAGCAGUAUCAGGGGGAAUAUGAAGCGAAGGAUAGCAUCAUGGCUCAGUAUGUGGCGAAGGUUAAAGAGACAGCUAAGGCAUUCAGAACCUUCAAACUGGAAUACAUCCCUCGGGGGAGGAACAGAAAGUCUGAUGCACUCAGCAAGCUAGCUUCAGUAGCAUUCGACCAUCUCGCGAAGGAGGUCAAAGUAGAGGUCUUGACAUCCCCCUCCUUGGACGUAACGGAAGUAGCCACAAUCGAAGGUUCCCAAGAAACAUGGAUGACUACAAUCAUUAAAUUCCUCCGGGACGGGACCUUGCCCGAAGGGGAAUGGGCGGCUAGAAAGGUAAGAGUCAAGGCCUUACAGUAUGAACUAAUUGGAGAAGAACUAUACCGAAGGUCGUAUCUGGGUCCGUCCCUAAGGUGCAUAGAUAUGGAAGAGGCCGAAUAUGAGAUCCGGGAAAUGCACGAGGGAAUCUGCGGAAUGCACUCAGGACCGAGAGCGAUUGUAAGAAGAGCAAUGAACGCAAGAUUCUACUGGCCACGAAUGUACGAGACGGCAUCCGAAGAGAUCAAGAAGUGUGAUAACUGCCAAGUAUAUGCACCAAUGACCCACCAACAUAAACACCCUAUGGUCCCGGUCUUGACAUCUUGGCCAUUUCAAAAAUGGGCCAUAGACAUAAUUGGACCUUUUCCAGAGGGUCCCGGGGGGGUCAAAUACGUGGUGGUGGCCAUCGAUUAUUUUACUAAAUGGAUUGAAGCGAAACCCCUGGCAAAGAUCACCGGAGAUCAAAUGAGACGGUUCGUACUGGAUAACAUCGUGUGCAGGUAUGGGAUCCCGAAGGAACUGGUGAGUGACAACGGGGUGCAAUUCGCCGGGAAACCCUUCAAGCCAUGGUGUGAGCAGAUGAGAAUUCAACAGGUGUUCACCUCCGUAACCCAUGCUCAAAGUAACGGGUUGGUAGAAAGGGCCAACCAGAGCGUUAUCAAAGGGAUGAAAGGCAGGCUUGGGAGAAAACAGAAAGGCUGGCUGGAAGAACUUCCGUUUGUAUUAUGGGCAUACCGGACCACUCCCAAAAGUUGCAAUGGGGACACCCCAUUCAGCCUUACCUACGGGACGGAAGCUAUGAUCCCUGCAGAGAUAGGGUCCCAAACCGCCCGGAUGAAGCUGAGGGAUGAAGAGAAUGAACAGGAUCUAAGAGUGAACCUGAACUUAUUGGAAGAAAGAAGGGAGAUAGCAGCAGUGAAGGAAGCUCACUACAAAAAACUUCUGGCAAGUUACUACAACGCACGAAUGAAGAAGCUCAACCUUGUCCCAGGGGACCUAGUCCUUAGAGCCAACGAGGCCAGUUUACAGGAAAACACCGGGAAGUUAGGACCCAACUGGGAAGGCCCAUAUAGAGUCACAUGGGCCAAAGGGAAGGGAGCGUGCAAGUUGGAAACCUUGGAAGGAAAAGAGGUCCCCAGGACCUGGAACCUGAUGCAGCUCAGGAAAUAUUACAUGUAA
Molecule: messenger RNA, 2640 nt
Organism: Helianthus annuus (common sunflower)
Lineage: Eukaryota; Viridiplantae; Streptophyta; Magnoliopsida; Asterales; Asteraceae
Exons: 2
Coding region: 1-2640 (879 amino acids)
Biological process (GO): DNA integration
Molecular function (GO): RNA-DNA hybrid ribonuclease activity; nucleic acid binding
Source: RefSeq, a predicted model, not a curated record